Messenger RNA from Photinus pyralis (common eastern firefly), 3485 nucleotides. RefSeq lists its product as uncharacterized. The transcript is spliced from 3 exons. The coding region runs from base 1162 to 3321 and encodes 719 amino acids. The record is from RefSeq and is a predicted model, not a curated record. NCBI's taxonomy places the organism in Eukaryota, Metazoa, Arthropoda, Insecta, Coleoptera, Lampyridae.
CACAAAAUCUAGUCAAUUUUUACAAUAACAUCAAUAGCCUAUCAAAAAUAAAAUUUACUAUAGAAACAGAAGACAACAACCAAAUUAACUUCCUAGACCUCACAAUACAUAACAACACAGACAAUAUUACUUUCAACAUUUUCCGCAAACCCACCACCACAGACAUAAUAAUACCGGCACACUCAUAUCAUUCACAUAACAUAAAAACUGCAGCCUUUAAUUUUCUGUUUAAUAGACUGCUUACUAUACCACUCAACAAAGAACAAUACGAUGCAGAACUAAAUACAAUCUUUCAAAUAGGCAUUAAUAACCAAUACUCUUCACAAUACAUACACAAUAUAUAUCAUAAAAAUAAACAAAAACACAUCACCAAUACAAUAUACCCACAUUACAAAACCAACAAUAAAUAUAUAUCAAUAGAAUACCAUCAACACAUACAUUACAAACUAAAAAACGCAUUAAAGUCACACAAUUUAAACCUCACAACAAGAUCGCACCCUACGUUACAAAAAAUACUCAAAAACACAAUGACACAAGAACCACACCAUCAACAAUCAGGCAUAUAUCAAAUAAAUUGUUCACAAUGCAACCGCAUAUACAUUGGCAUGACCACGCGUAAUAUACAAAUCAGAUUCAAUGAACACAAGAAAAAUAAACCUCACUCCGCUAUAGGCACACACAUACAAAAUACAAAUCACGACAUCAACAUUAACAACACUAAAUUAUUACACAAAUGCAACAAUUACCAUAAACUCACCAUACUAGAACACUUCGAAAUACAAAAAGCACUCAGAAACACCCACACAAUCACCACCAACGAAAUCACAGAAUUCAACACAUCACACAUAUAUAAUUUAAUACCCCCAUUCAAUAACCUACACAUACACGCCACUGCAAACAACAUAACCACACUUUAACACUUUAUAACCACACUUUACACAACGUUGCUACUAGUUUAUCUUCUAUAGUCAUUCCAUUUCCACUUUCGUCAGUAACACGCAACGCACUUCAUGACAUGUAUAAAUACGCUGCCUUUUAAACCUUGACGCUAGGCCUGAUGAUGGCAAUGUUUGCCGAAAUCGAUAGCCAUAGAGAAAAAAUUAUAAUAUAAACGUUACUAAACUUCAUUAUAUUUUACUCUAUUCAUAACGUUUAUCAAAAAUGGAGACGUACAUCAAAAAUAUCAACAAACUGGAGACAUCCGGAUUACUCCUGCAGCUAAAAUAUAUUCUACAAAAACGACACAAAAACACCCAACAUCUACAGUUUCUGUAUAACGCCAAAAAACAUGAAGUCACCCCCAAUUUCUUAAGAAUCAACCUGCCGAAACGAUACACCCUACAAGAAACAAAAGGCAUCCAUAAGAAACUUCUACAACAUGAAAUAAAAAAACAACACUAUAACAAAACCAUGAUCAACUCCAAAUUAAAAUACCUACACCGAACGUUACUACAAAAACUACACUACAUUGAAUAUGAGACAGUAUAUCUACAGUUAGAAGAAGAAAUUACAAACAGCAACUACGAAUUAGACCAAAAGAGACUAAAGAAAUUAAACAAACUCAUCGAAAUAAAAAACCAAACUCAGCAACAACCAUACAACUCCAAGACGACACACCAAGAAAGAAAAAUACUCCCACUUAGUAAACGAUCAAAGAAGGACAUUACAACACCAACAGAUCAACACACAGGUUUACAAGACACGACAUACAGGAUUCAAGAACCACAAGCCACCGCAGUCAACACAAAGAAAUCAACUAUACACCACCCUCAUCACACUGCUUCUUACACAAAAACCACAAGCCAUCACUCUCAAGAAAAUGAAAACAACUAUACUUCAACCACAACACACAGCUUCCCACCAAGAUUCACGAAUUUAUCAACGUUAAAACUUAAUAACGAAGAAACACAGCUACUUAAUUUAGGACAUAAAUACGCACCUCAGUCUAGUACAUACUCACCUUAUCUCACGGCCAUCGAUAUAGAAUAUCAACUAUAUAAUAAUCCAUCAAUGCAUUAUAUCAAAAAAGAAAUAGGAGAAAUCAUCAACCGCAAUCAGGUUAGUAAAAAUGAAAAAUCACACAACCAUACAAAUUAUAGAUCCAAAAAGAUACAACAGACCCUAAAGAAAUUAAAAAAUAAAAUUAAUACCCAGAACAUAAUAGUCACCGCUGCAGAUAAAAAUGCUGGGCUAGUACUGAUAAACAAAAACGACUACAUUAACAAAACGACACAAUUUUUUACAGAAAAUAACAUCACUAUCUUAAAAAGAAACCCCUUCAACAAAUACAACACCACAACAAACAAGAUUCUCAACAAUACAAUAGACACCCUACAAAAAUUCACUAACACCACUUUUCUAAUCCACAAAUUAAAAAAUAAAAAUCCCAAAACACCACAACUCUAUAGCCUUAUAAAAUUACACAAACCCACCAAACCAAUUCGGCCUAUUACAGCGUCGACAAACUCACCAACACACUACAUAGCCAAAUUCUUAAACAACAUAAUUACCCAGAAACUCAAAUACAAAUCCCCGUUUUCAAUUAAAAACUCCCUAGAACUCAUCAACAAUAUAAACAAACUUGACCUACAUCACACACAGUUCACUUUAGUUUCCUUCGACAUAGUCAACCUCUAUACUAACAUACCUAAAACAGAAACACUACACCUACUGAGUGACAUAUUAUACAACAACGACGACUUCAGACAUAAUUACAAACUCGACCCAUUAGACAUAGACAACCUACUGACACUAUUCAAACAUACAACAAAUCUAGACUUUUUUAUAUUUAACAACGAAUAUUACAAAAUGACAGACGGGCUCCCUAUGGGUUCCCCCAUUAGCGGAUUAUUAGCCAAUAUAUACAUCGACAAUCUAGAGAAGAAAAUCAGCGAACUUUUAGAAUUCAAUCACGUCGCCCUAUGGAACCGCUAUGUAGACGACAUUCUUUGUAUCUGGACCGGAGAUCCACAAAAUCUAGUCAAUUUUUACAAUAACAUCAAUAGUCUAUCAAAAAUAAAAUUUACUAUAGAAACAGAAGACAACAAUCAAAUUAACUUCCUAGACCUCACAAUACAUAACAACACAGACAAUAUUACUUUCAACAUUUUCCGCAAACCCACCACCACAGACAUAAUAAUACCGGCACACUCAUAUCAUUCACAUAACAUAAAAACUGCAGCCUUUAAUUUUCUGUUUAAUAGACUGCUUACUAUACCACUCAACAAAGAACAAUACGAUGCAGAACUAAAUACAAUCUUUCAAAUAGGCAUUAAUAACCAAUACUCUUCACAAUACAUACCUACACAAUAUAUAUCAUAAAAAUAAACAAAAACACAUCACCAAUACAAUAUACCCACAUUACAAAACCAACAAUAAAUAUAUAUCAAUAGAAUACCAUCAACACAUACAUUACAAACUAAAAAACGCAUUAAAGUCACACAAUUUAAACCUCACAACAAGAUCGCACCCUACGUUACAAAAAA